UAUCUAGCUGUCCUUGAUAAUGGUAAUGUUUGUAUUGUACCAAGGAAAAAUUGCAACUUAGAUGACACAAUCUUCUGUUUCCAACAAUCACGGGAGGAUCUUACUAACUAUGAUAGCAAACAGGAUCAUGGUAUGGGCAAUGCAGACAUCAAGUAUGGAGAUUCAACAGUACUUAUUCAACACAUGAAGACAGGCCAUUGGCUCUCUUAUAUGGUUGUUGAAAGUGUUGUUGGAGGAAGAGCAGCUGAGAGGAAGGUAGUGAUGUUGCCAGAGGGUCAUAUGGAUGAUGGGUUCUCGGUUGUGAGAGCAAGGGCGGAGGAGUCAAGAUCAGCCGCAAUCAUCAGAAAGAGCUCAUUGCUUUUCAAUCAGUUCUUUGACGCUUUGGACUCCUUGAGGGCCGAGAAGGAGGAUGACCAGCUGGCCUGGAAUAGCUUUGACCUUGGCUCUGUGGUUGAUAUACUCCAGGAUCUUAUAGAGUACUUCUCGGAGCCAGAGGAAGACGAAGAUCAUGAAGAGAAACAAAAGAAAUUAAAAGCCUUGAGGAAUCGACAGGAUCUGUUCCAUGAAGAGGGUAUGGUCAAACUGGUGCUGGAAACCAUUGACAAGCUGAGCAUCUUCAAGAGUGGACGGGACUUUGCUGCAAUAGUAGGAGAGGAUGCAGGAGACCUCUGGCAAGACAUCGUCACCUACCUCUACAAACUCCUUGCCGCCAUAAUCAGGCAUAACCACAACAACUGUGCCUUAUUUGCCCAGUCAGUCAGGUUGGAUUGGCUUAUUAACAGACUAGAGAGUCAACAAGCAUCAAAAGGUGUGUUGGAGGUGUUACAUUGUGUCCUCCUUGGUAGUCCUGAAGCUCUUAACAUCAUCAAAGAGAACCACAUCAAAUCAAUGAUAUCACAGCUAGAAAAACAUGGCAGAGAUCCAAAGGUGUUGGAUGUUCUAUGCUCGCUGUGUGUUGGCAAUGGUGUAGCAGUACGAUCCAAUCAGAACCUUAUAUGUGACAACCUUCUUCCUUCAAGAGAUCUCCUCCUUCAGACAGCAGUAGUUGAUGAAGUAGUUUGUAUGCGUCCCAAUGUGAGCAUCUGUGUGAAUAAGAAGAGCACAGUCUAUAAGAAAUGGUACUUUGAGGUUGCCAUCGACAAGCAGGAAGCGGCCACAUCCAGACCCGUACACUUCAGAGUAGGGUGGGCAACGACUUCGGGGUUCCGCACCUACCUGAGGGGCGGGGAAGGAUGGGGAAACUCGGGGGUCGGUGAUGACCUUUACUCCUUCGGCUUUGAUGGCAUGAAUCUGUGGACAGGUGGUGUCAGCAAGGCUGCUCCAUGGAGUGGGAAUCGUCUCUUGUCCAGGGGUGACAUUGUUGGUGUGUGCUUUGACCUCAGUGUGCCUCGCAUCCUCUAUCAUGUCAACGGAAGCCCUAUCAAGGCUUCCUUUGAAGGCAUCAAUCUAGAGGGCAUGUUCUUUCCUGUACUUAGUUUCUCUGCUAGGGUUAGUGCUCGAUUCAUCCUUGGAGGCAAACACGGUCGAUUCAAGUACUCACCACCUAAGGGUUUUGCUGCUGUGUGUGAGAGUGUUCUCCCCAAGGAGAGACUCAAGAUAGAGCCUUGCUUCUCCUUGGGUGAUGUCAACGAGGGCAUCAUCCAAGGACCUACUGCCUCCCAGGAUCAUUCAGCAUUCAUCCCAGCUCCCGUAGACACCUCUGCUGUGAGUCUUCCAGGUUACAUUGAGAUGUUGAGGGACAAGCUAGCUGAGAACAUACAUGAACUCUGGUGUAUGAACAAGAUAGAGGCUGGAUGGACAUGGGGACCGGUUCGAGAUGAUGCCAAGAAGGUCCAUGAUAGUCUGAUGUUCUUCUCAAGCCUUUCAGAACAAGAAAAGAAUUUUGACAUCACCAUGGCUUACGAGACCCUAAGAACACUGAUUGCAUUGGGUUAUCACAUCAGCAUUGAUGAGGAGACAUCUAAAUCAACACUCAAGAGACUCAGACUUCCUAUGAACUAUUUGAUGUCUAAUGGAUACAAGCCAGCACCUUACAACCUCUCCAACAUCCAUCUCAACCCUAAGAUGGAGAAGCUGGUGGAACUAUUGGCUGAGAAUGCUCAUAAUGUAUGGGCCAAGGACAGGAUAGCCCAAGGAUGGACCUAUGGUCUCUCUGAGGAAACGUCUUACAAGCGAAACCCGCAGCUGGUCCCAUACAAUCAACUUAAUGACCAAGCUAAGAAGCUCAACAGGGAUACUGCUAGUGAGACUAUUAGGACUAUCCUAGGCUUUGGCUAUGCUCUGGAACCACCUACCUCGGAAGGUCAAGAUCUAUCAUUCAGAGGUUUAGCAAGAGAGAUGUCUGAUAAGAAACAGCACACAAGAACAUUCAGAGCAGAGAAGAGCUAUGCAGUAACAUCAGGGAAAUGGUACUUUGAAUUUGAAGCAGUGACAAGUGGGUAUAUGCGAGUCGGCUGGGGGCGCCCUUCUAUAGCAGCAGGUGCAGAAAUUGGAACAGGUGGCAUAUCAUAUGUCUUUGACGGUUUCCUGGCACGGAAGUGGCACCAAGGUUCAGAAACCUUUGGCAAGACGUGGAGUGAGACGGAUGUGAUCGGCUGUAUGCUAAACCUGGUGGAUAACACCAUAAGUUUUACCAUGAAUGGAGAGUUUCUGAGUGAUUCUGUUGGAUCUGAGAUGGCUUUCCUUGACAUUGAGAUUGGUGAAGGAUUUGUACCAGUAUGCAUGCUCGCAGCUGGUGAGAAGGCACAUCUACACUUUGGGCAGGAUGUGAAUGAUCUGAAAUACUUCACUGUGUGUGGACUACAAGAGGGCUAUGAACCAUUCUGUGUGAACAUGAAGAAGUCAAUGCCCCUGUGGUACUCUAAGAGUCAGCCUAUGUUCCAGUCUAUUAUUGAAGAUGAACAUGAUAGAUUAGGAGUCACCAGGAUACCAGCUGGUAUCGAGGGUCCACCUUGUUUGAAGGUGUCCCACAAGAAGUGUGGUACCGUGGAGAACCUACCAACAGAAUACCUUCGUCUGAGUAUGCCUGUGGUCUGCAAGGAUUUCCCUACAAGUGGCGAGAUGGUUCUGUCUAUCCCAGUACCCAUCCUUUCACCUGGUAACAAGCGUGGUCAGUGGAUCCAGCAUGGUGCGGCUAGUCUAGACCUUAGUGAGUCAGACUCCAUCGAUGGAUCCAACCGUAGGGCUAGGUCUGGUCUGGACAAGAUGGUGGUUACUAACGGUUACAGGAGCAGCACCUUGGAGAGUGACUCUGAUUUUGACACGAGUGUCCCCGACCCCAAGCCAACACCACCCCCUUCCAAUCAUCAUCCCCAUCAUCACAAGGGCCGUCGUCACAGGCUAUUACAGAAACACAAGGUGAUAGAUACUGAUGCUAUAGAUGUAGAUGGAAGAGUCAAUGGCUACAAUGGAGAUACCAAAGAACUCACCAAGAAAGAGAAGAAGAAACUAGCCUCUCUUCCUCUAGGACGCAAGAUCCCUAUGUCCCGUGCUGCCUCCAGCGAAACAUCCACCGUCCAGUCCCCCGACUCCUCCUUCGAGCGGUCUGGCCCUUCUCCUGCCAAGUCCAAGCGGAGCAAGUUCACCAAGAGUGCCAGCAUGGAUUCCGGUGCCAAACACCCUGAGGAUACUCUUGCCAAACCCUCAGGGUAUGAGGUCGACGGUCAGCGCAGUCCUGGAGCUGCUAGGCGGGGGAAGAAGUCAGACAGGCUGAGGACACCGGAAGCAUCACCUCCCGGUACCCUGACCCGCGAGUACAUCCCGUUGAAGAGUGACAAUGAAGGGUCGGUUGGGUCCGACAACCACGGUCGCCCUCGCCUGGCCAAGCUGAACUCGAUGGGAAGCAGCUUCGAUGUCUUCAGCAAGUCCAUUGACAUCAUGUCUGAUAUCAGUGAGGCUGAUUCCAUUGACCUGAGCGUGAUGACCAAGUUCUAUUUCUCUGUUAGGAUCUUUCCAGGUCAAGAUCCGACUGAUAUCCAUGUUGGAUGGGUCACACCAGGAUACCAUCACUACUCACCUCACUUUGAUCCUUCUAAGACCAGUGAAGUCACCGUCAACAUGCUUGGAGAGAAUGGAGGAAUUCAAGAAACGUCCAAGAGGCGUGACUGCUUCACAGUGUGUGUUGGUGACCACAUGGAUCUGCUCAUCACACCUGAAGGGCGUAGGAUCUCAUCAGGCUUGGUUGUUGGAUGUAUCGUGGAUGCUUCCAACGGUGAACUCAAUUUCACUAUCAACGGUAGAGAUAUCAGCACCAAAUAUCAGGUUGAACCAAAGACCAAGCUAUUUCCAGCUGUGUUUGUGAAACCCACCAGUAAGGAGAUGCUCCAGUUUGAACUUGGGAGGUCAAAGAUUCUGGAGAGACGAUCCAGCUCAGUGCAAUCAGAAUUCGCUCAUAUGAGCGUCAAUCAGAACUGCCUGCCCCUAUCUGCUGCCUGGUUCCGAGGGGACAGCCACAACCCAACCCCUCAAUGUCCGUCCAGGGUUGAGGUCCAGGAUAUGCAUACCAAUACCUGGGCCAGGGCUCCACUACAGACCAUGAAUGUAGAGACUAAGAAGGUCUCUGACAACAACGGCUGGCUGGUGUCAUGUCCAGAACCAGUAUCUUGGCUAGGUGUCCAUAUACCUGAAGAAAACCGUAGUAUGGAUAUUUUAGAACUGGUGGAGCAUGAGGACCUUCUCAAGUUCCAUGCACAUACAUUGAGGUUAUACUGCAGCGUUUGUUCCCAUGGUAACCACCAUGUCGCCCAUGCCUUGAUCAACCAUGUUAAUGAAGACCAGCUCAUGUAUUGUUUACAGUGCCCAUAUAUUUCUGGUCCUUUGCGGAUAGGUUACUACAAAUUGCUGCAUGCCCUUCAUCUCCAAACCCAUUUCAGUGCUAGGUUAAAAACUCAAGAUGAGUUUAUCAUCCCCCUAAUGACUGGUCCCAAGCCUGUAGAUGAAGAAUUGGACAUUUCUAGUUGUAUGUCCAUCAAACGAGCCUUGAGUACCACCAAGAGUGUCUCCAUCAGACCACAACUUAAUAUAGGACCAUCAGCAGACAGUAGUCAUCAGAGCUUUGGUCAGAGUAUCAAGGCAUCAGAGCAAGCUCCUCCAAGCUUCAACCUCAAGGUGCUCAAGCAGCAUGUCAUAACGUCGUUGGGUGAGGCAGUGGAACACGGUGUGUCCCACUGUCGAGAUCCCAUCGGUGGCAACUAUAAUAACCUCUUUGUGCCUUUGUUACAAUUAUGUGAUGCUCUUCUUGUUAUCGGAGAGUUUGACGAUGAUGACUUGAAGAGUCUUCUUAUUCUCAUUGAUCCUGCUACAUUCGAUGAAACAUACAAAAAAGGUGUAAGUGAUACAGUUGGAAUGCUUCAGAUGCAUCUGGAUGAGCCUGUCAAGCUUGCUAUGUGCUUCCUACUCCAACAUCUCUGUGACAGUCAGCUUAGGCAUCGGGUUGAAUCAAUCAUCAACUUCUCUGAUGACUUUGUAGAAGAAUGCCAAGCAGAUCAACUGAGAAGAUUCUUAGAAGUUAGAAACACUGACAUGCCUCCUGUCAUAGCGGCCAAGAAAACCAGAGAAUUCAGAUCUACCCCUCAAGAGCAGAUGCGGAUGCUACUGAACUUCAAGGAAGGUGAUGAUGGGAUGUGUCCUUGCCGGGAGGAUCUUCGGUCGGUCCUACAGGAGUUCCAUUCCACCUUGGCCAAGCACUGUGGUGUGCAUGAGACCCAAGAGGAGAGGAACAACGAUGGUGGAGGGGUAAUCAGACGGUUCCUCUCAUGGUUGUCUGGUAGGAGGAAAGAUGCCAGUCCUGUAGGGGCCAUCACGCAGGAAAAGUUCUCAAGUGACUCCCUUUCCCAUCUAAUCUCCAACACAAUGAUCAAAUGGGCUGAAGAGAAGCAUAUUGAGGACCCUACCUUGGUGAGAGAGAUGUUCAAUCUAUUACAUCGUCAGUAUGAUGGAGUAGGAGAGCUUUGCCGUGCCUUGCAGAAAUCUUACGUCGUAAGCAGCAAUCAGUGUGAUGACAUCGUUCACCUCUUGACCUCGCUAGGUCAGAUCAGGUCAUUGCUGACCGUUCAGAUGGGAUCAGUAGAAGAGGAAGCACUCAUUAAACAUCUCUGGGAGUUGACGGACAACAAGGUAUUCUACCAGCAUCCAGACCUUAUGAGGGCUUUGUGUGUCCACGAGACUGUCAUGAAUGUGAUGGUCAAUGUUCUUGAGAAGCAUCAGACGUCCAUCCAACUUACCAGUGAUCAGGAGGCCGAGUCCGCUGCCCAGAGCCAGGGAGGGGCUGCAGCAAGCACAGCAGCCACACCCAAAUCACAGCAGAUGUGCGUUUACAGGUUCCUGGCCCGCCAGGCCCGGAUGUGCCGUUCCGAGGACAGGUUUGCCCGUGAGCUCAUCGCCAGCUGCUGCCGAUUCCUCUGCUACUUCUGCCGCACCAGCCGGCAGAAUCAGAGGGCGCUGUUUGAUAAACUCCUCUACCUCCUUGAUCACGGCUUCAUAGGGCUGUCUUACCCAUCAUUACGAGGUUCCUGCCCCUUGGAUGUAGCUGCUGCCUCCCUGAUGGACAACAAUGAACUAGCCCUCGCACUCAGGGAACAGCACCUGGAGAAAGUCAUCACCUUCUUGUCUAGGUGCGGGGUGCAGGACAACGCCCGUCUGAGGGCCAUGGGGAAACCCCUCACUGGAUGGGACCCUCUAGAUGGAGAGCGGUAUCUGGAUUUCAUGAGGCAUGCUGUGUGGGUCAAUGGAGAGACUGUUGAAGAGAAUGCUAACCUGAUAGUGAGACUGCUGAUCAGACAUCCUGAGUGCCUUGGCCCAGCCUUGAGAGGGGAAGGAAAGGGCCUCCUAGCAGCCAUGGAGGAGGCUAUUGAUCUCUCAGAGACAGCAGAGGAAGGGUAUCUCAUCUCUGCCCCUACCAUGGCAAUCAGUGAAGAGGAUGGAGAGAGUAGACCCAUUGAUGGUCAAGAUGAUGAAGGUGAUGAGGACGAGGAUGAUGUGGACACUGGUGGAGCCAUCCUGACCUUCUAUGCAACCCUGAUAGAUCUCCUGGGCCGUUGCGCCCCUGAUGAGAACCGCCUCUCACAGGGCAGAACUGAACCCCAGAGGAUCAGGGCCAUCCUGCAGAGUCUGGUCCCUCUGGAUGAUCUGGUUGGGGUGCUCAACCUCAAGUUUGUCCUGCCUUCUCCUCAGAAGAUUUAUGAGAAGAAAGAUGAUGGAGCUGGUAAACCAUUGGGUGCUGAUCUGAAGGGUCUUACCCCAGUCCACAAGGAAGCCAUGCUACUGUUUCUGGAGAGGGUGUAUGGUAUAGGGAAUCAGGAGCUCUUCUUUGAGCUCCUUGAGGUGGGAUUCCUUCCUGAUCUCAGGGCAGCCACAACCAUGGACACGCCCACCACCCAUGACCAUGACAUGGCCCUGGCUCUCAAUCGCUACAUCUGUAAUUCGGUGCUACCCCUCCUAACCCGACACAGUGAGAUGUUUGAGAGUGCUGACCACUAUGCCUCUCUCUUGGAUUCUACUCUCCACACCGUCUACAGGCUGGCCAGCUGUCGGUCACUCACUAGGGGACAGAGGGACACAGUGGCUGAUUUCUUGGUGGCCCUUACAAGGAGUCUGAAGCCUUCCAUGAUGCAGCGGUUACUGCGGAAGCUAAUCAACGAUGUGCCUAUUCUAGCUGAAUACUCUUAUGUGGCCUUAAAGAUUCUCCAGCUUCACUAUGAGCGCUGUGUGACAUACUAUGGUAGCAGUGGUGGAUGGGGUAGCUAUGGAGCUGCUAAUGACGAAGAGAAGAGACUCACUAUGAUGCUGUUCACUGGUCUAUUUGAUGCCCUGGCUGAGAAGGAGUAUGAUGAGGAAUUGUUUGAUAGAGCUUUACCUUGCCUGACAGCCAUAGGAAGUGCCUUGCCUCCAGACUAUAGUAUGUCAUAUCAUGAUGAAAGCUACGUCAGGGAAUCUUGCUUUGAUGCUGAUGGCAUAUACCAACCAAAACCAGUCGACACAAACAAGGUGCUACUGAAUGAAAGCUUGUUGUCUUUCAGUGAUAGAUUUGCUGAGCAUCUUCAUGAUAGCUGGGCUUUAGCAAUGUUUGACAAUGGAUGGACACAUGGCGAAACAGAAAACAGUGCAAUGAAAGAAUCCUUCCUUCUAAGACCUUAUAAGACACUCACAACAAAGGAGAAGGACUCAUACAGAGAGCCAGUAAGGGAGUGUAUCAAAGCUCUCCUUGCAUGGGGCUGGGCUAUAGAGCGAAGCAAAGCAUCAGAACAGCAAUCACAAGCUCAUAGACCUAGGAGAUUAUCAAAAGCAAGUCUGGGUGCAAUGGAGUCUCCCCAUGGUUAUAACCCACGACCCAUUGAUGUCUCAAACAUUACACUCACAAGAGAGAUGCAGAACAUGGCAGAAAGGCUAGCAGAGAAUGCCCAUGAUGUAUGGGCCAAGAAAACCAAGCUAGAAAUGGAACUAAGAGGAAGUGGUUGCCACACCCAAAUGGUGCCCUUUGACAUCUUGACAGACAGUGAGAAGAAGAAAGAUAGAGACAUGGCACAUGCACUGCUCAAGUUCCUUCAAGUGAAUGGAUACAGGUUGCAGAGUGAAGAGGAAGAAGCAAAGAAGAGACACAGCCUAUCUAUGGAUCAUGAUGGCAUCAUCAGAGGACAUAGCACCAUAGAGAAAAGAUUUGCCUUCAAUCUCCUUGACAAACUCCUGCAUUAUGUGGACAAAUCACAGGCAAAUCUCAAACCAAUGAGGCGCAGUCAAGAUGCUUUCCGUUCUUCCAAGAAAGAGAGCUCAGGAGAUAGAGGGUACAAGUUCUUUGCCAAGGUUGUUCUUCCUCUGAUUGAGAAGUACUUCCAGGCUCAUAGCUCUUACUUUGUAGCUGAUCCCAAUGCUCCUCAGGCAGGCAGGUCAGGUGGAUCAUCCACUCGGGAGAAAGAACUUGUAUCAAGUCUGUUCUGCAAACUUGCACAGCUUAUUCGACAGAAGAUCAAUCUGUUUGGUCGUGACCUGCUCCCCUUCAUUCGCUGUAUAAGAGUGGUUGCCCAGUCAAUAGAUGCAAGGGUGUCUCAUUCAGAUGGGCGAAGUUCUGUUGUGAAGCACAGUGCAGACGCCAUCAAGAAUGGCCUGCUAGUCUUCUUCCGCCAUGCUUCUGAUGACCUCAUUGCUACGGUGGAAUCGGUCACCUCAGGAGGGCGCUUUACACAUAUCAAGUCUGGUCAGGUUCACAAGCACAGCCUGGCCGUCAACUAUGUUCCAGGUGUGCUGGUUCCAGUCUUGAUCAGCCUCUUCCAGCAUCUUGCCAGGCAUAACUAUGGUGCUGAUUUACUUUUGGAUCAAAUCCAGGUGUAUUGCUAUAGAAUUCUCAGCUGUCUCUACAGGCUGGGUGCUGAUCAGUCUAUCUAUGUUAAGAAGUUACGUCCUGCCAUUGGUGAGCUCUUGGCCGCCUUCUCAGGAGCAUUUCCCGUUGCCUUCCUGGAACCACACCUCAACAAGAACAACCCUAACUCUCUGCUAGGACAGAUUGAGCUAAGAGGCUCCACCGUUGAGGGUAAAGAUGAGCUCAUCAAGCUUGCAUCAGGAAUCCCUACACUUCCAGCUGUUGUAACAGAGAUUGAUAAGAUGGCAACGUCAGGAGCCAAGUACGACCAAGCUCCUCAUAUCAUUGAGGUCAUUCUCCCCAUGCUCUGCAGCUAUCUGAAUUACUGGUGGCAACAAGGACCUGAUAACAUCUGUCGCAGACAAGGGAAUUACUGGACUAUGGUAAACUCUGGGAAUCUGAACAACACCCUCGGCAAUGUGCUCACCCUGGUCAAGAACAAUCUUGGUUCGGAGAAUGCACCCUGGAUGUCCCGCAUUGCAGCCACUGCUCAACCAAUAUUAAACGAUGCCCAACCAGAGCUUCUGAAGACCCACUUUGUGCCCGUGGUUGAAAAGCUAGAGGAACGAACAACCAAGGUCUCCAAGGCAGAGGAAGAUCUGAAAAAGGAAUAUCCCAUGGGUGGACAGGAGAUGGAAGAGGCUGAGUUUGCCAUCUUGGAGGAUUACCAUUUGAUAAUCAGGGAUCUCUAUGCCUUCUACCCUCUCCUCGUCAAGUUUGUUGACUCACAAAGGAGUCAGUGGCUCAAGUUACCCUCUCUUGAUGCUGAGAAACUUUACUACAAAGUUUCAUCAAUCUUCAAUUCAUGGGCACGAUCAGCAAACUUCCGUCGUGAGGAGCAGAACUACGUGGCCCAGACUGAGGUGGACAGUUCGGCCGCUCUGACCUCCGCGAUGUCCAAGUCUGGCGGUGGUGGCGGGAGCAGCAACUCUCCCUACGGGGGUAGCCUCCCGGGGGAUCCGCCGAAGCUCCAGUCGACCGCACCUAAGCGUCCGGACGGUCAGCACGGGAGUCCACCCAGCCUGAUCCUGGCUGCUCUCAAGAGACUGCUCCCCAUUGGAAUGAAUCAGUAUGGUGCUAGAGAACAGGAACUGGUCCAACAGGCAAAGCUCAGGUUUGGACAGAAAGAGACAGACAAGGAAGUGCGUGACUACCUACUCCAGCAGCUGCAUAUUCAAGAGAAAGAGAAGCAAACAGACUCUAAAGGAUGGCAGCGUCAUCUAUACAACAAGAUGGCUGCCAGUAAGCUGGUUCAGGUGGUUGAACUUACCAAGGAUAAGGUGAUUGAACGCAUCAUCAACAUGGCCCAAGUCCUCCAUCGACUUCAUCAGAUGGAGCACCCAUCGGUGUCUAAGAAGAGUGCAUGGAGAAGGCUGAUGUCUGCUCAGCGUAAGAGAGCUAUCAUGGCCUGCUUCAGAAUGAUACCACUCCACCAUCUACCAAGACAUCGGGCAAUUAACUAUUUCCUCAAGGCUUAUAAAGAGAAAUGGCUGAGCAAUGAAGAGUCAGCCCAACAUCUCUUGAUUGAUGAUUUAACUAAAUGCAGUUCUGAAGAGCUGCAGGAGUUUGAGCCAGAGAAUGUGAAAGAUCCCCUCUAUCAACUAAUCUUGACCUUCAGUCGAGCCUUUGGACUUCAACAGGAUAUGUUAGAUGAAGAUUUCCUGUAUCAGUCCUAUGCUGACAUCAUGAGCAAAAGCUGUAGCGGAGGAGAGGAUGAUGACGAUGAUGAUGAAGAAGGAGAAGAGAAUGGGACAUCCUUCCAGGAGCAAGAGAUGGAGAAACAGAAGCUGUUGUCAGAGCAGGCUAGGCUGGCUGAGAGAGGGUGUGCAGAGAUGGUGCUUCUUCUUAUAAGUGCAAGCAAAGACAGAACCCGCUAUUCCUAUGGAAACACAGGAAGGGAUUCAUGUCUUUCAAUGACAAUGGUGUAUUGA
Molecule: messenger RNA, 11280 nt
Organism: Lytechinus pictus (painted urchin)
Lineage: Eukaryota; Metazoa; Echinodermata; Echinoidea; Temnopleuroida; Toxopneustidae
Product: ryanodine receptor 2-like
Exons: 87
Coding region: 133-11280 (3715 amino acids)
Biological process (GO): release of sequestered calcium ion into cytosol by sarcoplasmic reticulum; striated muscle contraction
Cellular component (GO): Z disc; sarcolemma; smooth endoplasmic reticulum
Molecular function (GO): ryanodine-sensitive calcium-release channel activity; protein binding
Source: RefSeq, a predicted model, not a curated record